Messenger RNA from Wallemia ichthyophaga EXF-994, 567 nucleotides. RefSeq names its product Phosphatidylglycerol/phosphatidylinositol transfer protein. Gene Ontology annotation, molecular function: sterol binding. The coding region runs from base 1 to 567 and encodes 188 amino acids. Gene Ontology annotation, biological process: intracellular sterol transport. Lineage: Eukaryota; Fungi; Basidiomycota; Wallemiomycetes; Wallemiales; Wallemiaceae. The record is from RefSeq and is a predicted model, not a curated record. The transcript is spliced from 4 exons.
AUGAAAUUAAAAGGAAUUCUCGUUUUAGCAGUCACAGCGCCUGUUGCAGCAUUUAUCAGUGAAUACGAUUAUAAUUAUUUAGAUGUUCUCUCCUUUGAUGAAUCUGUCCUCUAUCUCGGCGAUGACACCACCGCCAACGAUGUCAAACCCCUUUCCAAGUGGUCUUGGAGUGAUUGUGGCGAUGUUGAAGACGCUCUCAAGCUCAGCAAACUCGAUGUUUCCCCGGAUCCUCCCCAAUCUGGCCGUAAUCUUACUAUAGACGCGGCUGGAACUGUGAACAGAUACAUUGCAGAAGGCGCGUACGCAGACGUCGCUGUCAAGUUGGGUUACAUCACUCUCUAUUCCACUCGCUACGAUCUUUGCAAGGAGGCCCAUAACGCCGAUGCUCAAAUUCAAUGUCCUGUUGAAAAGGGUGAGCGUGCCAUCAAACAGAACAUCCAACUUCCAUCGCAUAUUCCCCCAGCCGCCUACACCCUUCAAGUCAGAGCUAACACCGUCGACGACACUCCACUAGCUUGUCUCAACUUCAGACUAAGUUUUCUUCCGUUUUUAAGUGUUUUCAACUAA